AUGCGCUCAAAGGUGCACCAGCAGAGCUACAGCAACGCCGUGAUGCGGCGGCAGGCGCGACGCCUCUCGCCAGCAGGGCAACUCGCCGUUGACCGGGUGGCGGAGUUGGCUGCGCUGCAGCAACGCCACGAGCGCACCUUCGACCCCGCGCUGCGCACUGAGGCGACAAGCAUUCUCCGUACGCUCCCGCUGCUUUCGUCGGACGAGGACCCGCGGUUUGUGCACACGCAACGUGCGCUCCGCGCCGCGGCCUACUUUGACGCCGUUGACCUCCCCACCACCUACGCUCUCAUCAAUCAGCACACCAAGAACGCCUUCCUGCUGGACGCUGUCGCUAUGUCUUCCUUCUUCUUUAUCCUGGGGAAACUGCAGCACCCGCAAACGGCAGAAAUCAUCGCCGUUCUGCUGCCGCGCCUGCGAGAGCUGGCGCCCGACCUAAUUCCACGCGAGGCGGUGCACAUUCUUCGGGUGCUUCACCGCUACGGUGUAGAGGACGCUAAACUCGUAAAGACCCUCACAGACACCGUCGUGAACACCGCUGCCGAGGCGCCGCUCAAAGAUGUAAGACAAUGCGCCGUGGUGCUGGCAGAGACGAAUCCAGAGGAGGCCAGGCGUGUGCUUGUUGGAGCCACAACGCGGCUCUGCGAGGAAAUAGAAUUAUGCACCGACACAAACGAAGUGAAAGCGACGAUGAUGGAUAUAUGCCGUGCAGUGGCGCUUACCUGCAGCGGGCCGCGUGAACUGCUCAACAGCGUGGCUCGUCGCUCGCUGGACCUGCUGCCGCAGCUCACGCCGCUCGAUAUAGCGUACGUGCUGAAGGCGUUCCAUCUGAGUUCGUACCGACACCUGCGCGUGCUGCGUGUGCUGGCGUCUUCGCUGGCCGCACGCGCGGGGGAAAACAAAGCGGCGGCGGAAGUCGUCACCGCCGCCGCGGUAGCCAUGGUGGUGCCGGCGCUUGCGCACUUCUACGUCACAGACUGCGAGGAGGUCGUGCUGACGCUCGUGAGCGCCGUGGCGGAGACUCUGGAGGGACUCAACCUCGCCCUCACACUCCUCGCAACUGUGCGGCUGCAAUGCGUCUCGCCGGCACACGCGCAGGCCACGGAUGUGCUCUGCGGCGUCCCACUACGGCGUUACGCCCAGAAGCCGCACAGUCUGCGGGUGACAAGUCGUAUCUUGUACGCACUCUCACAAGCAGGACGGUGUAGCUCCACGAAGGAUGUUGUUAACCUGCAGUCCAUGCUGAAUGCGGUGCUGCGUGCCCGCGGCCCUAUUCCAAAUGACUGUCGUAGUUUUCUACUCGACGCGGUAACAACGUUGGACGCUGACAGUCGUUGUAGCGAUGAUGCAGUGAAGGGACUUCUUCGCGGAGUGCGUGAGCGGCUGUCUUGCAAUAGCAGCAGCAGCCGCGGCGGUAGUAAAGGUGUUAGCGGUAGUCCCGUGUUCUCGUAG
Molecule: messenger RNA, 1452 nt
Organism: Trypanosoma grayi
Lineage: Eukaryota; Euglenozoa; Kinetoplastea; Trypanosomatida; Trypanosomatidae
Exons: 1
Coding region: 1-1452 (483 amino acids)
Source: RefSeq, a predicted model, not a curated record